This is a messenger RNA of Coffea arabica (coffee), 2468 nucleotides long. NCBI's taxonomy places the organism in Eukaryota, Viridiplantae, Streptophyta, Magnoliopsida, Gentianales, Rubiaceae. The record is from RefSeq and is a predicted model, not a curated record.
AGUAUUAUAACUGAUUCCACCACCACCACCACCAUCACAACGAUCGCAUUUAUCAUUGUGUCAUUAGUAACAUUUUUCACCAUUCUAUGUACCUGUACUCUCUUUGCAAGUACAGCCCUUUUGUUGUUGUUAUCUGGUCAAGGCAUUUUCAAGGAAAACAGGGCAGUUGGUGGAGCUGGAAAACUGAAUCUGAGCUCAGAUUUGAACUUGCAUUUGUUAAUGCUGGGAAAAACCUGUUGGAUUUCCAUCAGUUGGCUCUGAAUUUGAUGCUUUUGAGGCCUGUGUUGAUUUGGGAUUCUGGGAAAUGUGCUGAUAUUGAUAUUGAUCUUUUGGACUUCUUUGGUCAGAGAUCUGUAGUUGCAGUUUAGUUUGCUUCUCCAAGAAAAGGUUGGAUUUUGAUGGGGUGUCUGAGAUCUAUGCUGUGAAGGGUCGUAUACACAUCCCAUUUCACGCAAGAGAAGAUGGCUUCUGAUUUAAAUGCUCAGCUAUCCAAAAGCACUUCAAUAUUUGGUCUGAAGGUUUGGGAACUGAUUGGAAUCAUUGUUGGGGCAUUGAUUGUAGUUAUCCUCUUUGUGCUGACAUGCUAUCUUACUUCAAGAAAGAAAUCAAAAAGAGCUAAUGAACAGAUUCCCUUCAGCCAAAUACCGGCAGUUUCAAAAGAAAUUAAAGAAGUGCGAGUGGAGCAAGUAUCAACAAAUGAAUUUACUCCUCGUGAAGGGAUUCUUCUUACUAUUCAUGACAAAUCUAGUGAUAAAGAGUCUGACAAGGUUUUGGUCCAUUUGGGAACGGGGAAAACGAAGAAUGCAGAUAACGGCAGUCAAUCUGGUUCUUUUCAUCAUGUUGAAAGAGAUGGUUGUGGAUCACAAUCUGGAGAGGAAGGGAGCUCUGGAACAUUUGGUGCAUACAAAAAUUCGCAUCCAAUAACAGCUCCUUCUCCUCUGACUGGACUUCCAGAAUUUUCGCAUUUGGGCUGGGGCCAUUGGUUUACUCUUAGAGAUCUUGAGCUUGCAACAAACCGAUUUUCAAAAGAAAAUGUUCUUGGUGAGGGUGGAUAUGGUGUUGUUUACAGAGGAAAACUAAUUAAUGGUACUCCAGUGGCCGUUAAGAAGCUCCUCAACAACUUAGGUCAAGCUGAGAAAGAAUUCAGAGUGGAAGUUGAAGCCAUUGGGCAUGUGCGUCACAAAAAUUUGGUCCGGCUUCUAGGAUAUUGCAUUGAAGGAAUUCAUAGGAUGUUAGUCUAUGAAUAUGUCGGCAAUGGUAAUCUAGAGCAAUGGCUUCAUGGAGCUAUGCGCCAUCAUGGCUAUCUUACUUGGGAGGCCAGGAUGAAGGUUCUACUUGGCACAGCUAAGGCUCUUGCUUACUUGCAUGAAGCAAUUGAGCCAAAAGUUGUUCACAGAGAUAUAAAGUCGAGCAAUAUACUGAUAGAUGAUGACUUCAAUGCCAAGGUCUCUGAUUUUGGUCUAGCUAAGCUGCUCGGCGCAGGGAAAAGCCACAUCACAACACGGGUUAUGGGCACCUUUGGAUAUGUGGCUCCUGAAUAUGCAAAUACUGGUCUUUUGAAUGAAAAGAGUGAUGUUUAUAGCUUUGGUGUUGUACUUUUGGAAGCAAUUACAGGAAGAGAUCCAGUAGACUAUGGUAGGCCGCCACAAGAGGUACACAUUACUACCUCCCAUCCUGUUGGAUUAGAAAUUGCAAUGCAUUUUCCGAUUUUUAAAGGCUAUUCAGACAUGGGUUAUGUGAUUUCUCAAGUUUGAACUUACUGCAAUUGUGCGAGAGAGAGUUUUUGCAAGAUGGACCCUCUGAAAUCCUGAUUAUUGUUUGAACUCUCAAUACCAUUCAUUAUACACUAGAGUUUUCUCUCUUUUCUUCUGUUUGAUAGUCUAGAAAGAGCAACAGAUAGAACCAAGGUUAUCCAUUUAAGCAAAUUUCCUGCAAACGUUGCAACACUUAAGCUUCAUCAUGUAAAUUUUUGAAACAAAAUAUGAGGCUAUGUUGGCAUACUCAUGAUAUGAUGUUCCUCUGGUAUUGUACAAUAAACAUUUCUGCUUGCUUUUCAGCAUGAACUAUAUUUUCCAAACAGUUACUUAAUCAAGCCUGUUUAUCUAUGUUAAAUCUUCUCAAGACUAAUCUUGCAUGCAUUUGAUUGUUCUAUCUGAUAUCCUACAUAGCAAGCUCCCCAUUUUUAGACUGUAGUAUGUACCGCACUACAAGGGCAACUUAUGUAAAAUCACUAUUGUAUAAUCUUUUUGGUUUAUUAACACUAUCUUGCAUCCCAAAAAACUGUCUUUGGUGACUAGAAAAAGACAAGCCAGGAAAGGAAAUGCAGAAUGGCGUGUUCUGGUUAAGGCUAUGUAUUUAGUACAUAGCUUUACUUUUUGCUAUUACUCGUUUGUCUUACCCAUGAUGCCUCUGAGUUGCCUCAAGAAAGUUCUUUUUGUGCAAAGUCUUUUAUUGGGAUGUAAUUAUAU